Messenger RNA from Asterias rubens (European starfish), 1143 nucleotides. RefSeq names its product E3 ubiquitin-protein ligase PDZRN3-B-like. Gene Ontology annotation, cellular component: plasma membrane signaling receptor complex. Gene Ontology annotation, molecular function: protein binding. Gene Ontology annotation, biological process: positive regulation of JNK cascade; protein K63-linked ubiquitination; tumor necrosis factor-mediated signaling pathway. The transcript is spliced from 4 exons. NCBI's taxonomy places the organism in Eukaryota, Metazoa, Echinodermata, Asteroidea, Forcipulatida, Asteriidae. The coding region runs from base 229 to 1143 and encodes 304 amino acids. The record is from RefSeq and is a predicted model, not a curated record.
AACUGUACCGUUGAACAAAAGAAAGCACCGCCCCAUUCAUAUCCAACGUGCACAUGCAGUGUGUGUACAUCAUGUUGGGAGAAGAAUCAUCGUCCAUCAUAACACAUGUGUGGUAAUGCUAUGCCAGGAGAAUAUUAUGCUACUCGAUUAACGCACGCUAGGAUAGUUUCUUUACGCUUUCUUUACUACUCAUCUUUUUACUGUAGCAACGGAUACUAAUUUAAAGUCAUGGGUUUCGAUCUGGACCGUUUUACGAAGGCGGUGGACGAGGAUUUCAAAUGUAGUAUUUGCCUGGCCGUUCUGGAGAAUCCACUUGCUACCCCGUGCGGCCACGUCUUCUGCGGAAAUUGCGUCCUGCCCUGGGUUGUUCAACACGGUAGCUGCCCGCUCAAGUGCGAUAAGUUCUCCACCAAGGAGUUGAACAACGUUCUACCACUGAGGAACCUCAUCCUGAAGUUGGAGAUACGCUGUGACAAUCAUAUCCGAGGCUGCCAAGAAGUUGUCCAAAUCCAAAUGCUCUCCCCACACUUGGAAGAUUGUGACUUCGCACCGGUAACUUGUACCAAUAAAGGUUGCGAAGUUGUUGUAAACAUCAAGGACCAGGUUCAGCACGAGACGAAACAGUGCGAGUACCGGGCGGUUGGAAGCUGUGAGCAGGGUUGCAGCCUGGUCCUACAGCACAACGCCGUGGCGGACCAUAGCUGCUUGAAAGCUCUUCAGGCACACACCUCAAACCUGCAGACGAAAAUAUCAAACCAGGAUCACAGUCUUAAGAAAACCACCAUGAGGUUUGGGAAGCGUGAGAAAUCUCUUCUUGCGCAGAUUGCAUGUUUGCAAAAUGAGAAUCACAUGCAAGCGCUACGUUUUCAGAAAAAGCUGAACGAGUGCAAAGCAGAAUUGGAAUAUAUGUCGGCCCUCGCCGUUUAUGAUAGGCCAUGCGAGGAACUGUCACUCACCUUACAACUCUGUCGUGAAAAUAACAGCCUUGGAUUGAAUAUCAUUGGUGGCAAUCGGGUUGAGGGAUUGUCUGAGGGCAUUAUAGUAUCAAGGAUCAUCGAGGACGGACCAGCAGACAAGUCUCAGCUGAGGUUACACGACCGCGUCAUUAAGAUUCUCCGGAGUUUGGAAUGCCCUUCCAAAUAA